UGUAAUCUAUGUGUUUGUGUGUAUACCACAAACACCCUAUAUUGUAUACACAUAAUAUUACUGGUCCAGUUUUGUGAGCUUCAUAAAUUGUCCCCUCAACUUGUAUUAAUGUCCCUCAUUGAAAUAUUUAAUAAUAAAAUAUUUUUUUGCAGUUGCACAAUCUCAUAAAGAAGAAAACAGAACAAUCCUCCCUUUAGUUUCAGUUUAUUUGUUGGGAAAAAUAAUUGCAUAUUAAGAAGUUACUUUACUGAUGAGUGUCAGAGGGCCCAGUGGCACCGGUUCAUGGCACCCUCACUUCUGUCAGACUGCAGUAGGGCAGCUGUGGCUACUAUCCAGGUAGCCCCCAUCAGCAUGUGGGUGAAUGUGUGAAUGACUGUAGUGUGAAACACUUUGGAGUCCUCUGGACUUGAUAAAACACUGUACAAGUACAAAGCCAUUUUACUUAAAGUGGACAUGUCAUGCUUUAUUUUCACAUGUAAAUCAUUCAGUUAUGGUCUGCAAAGUAGAACUGCAAUGGUUUGGUCUGAAUUCCUCGUUCUAGCUCCACAGACCUGUUACCCCUGUUCUGAAGUGUGUUUUGGAGCAACUUUUGUUGCAUUUUAUUUUUCAUGCCCCGAGCCCUCCAGGUCUCAGAGCAUUCCUCUACACCCUGCUCAUACAUAUGCUGAUGAUUAUCUACUGGCAGAGAAACUAUUUAUUUUAAAGUUUAUUAAAAAUGUUAACAGAAGACUUGUCCAUCCAACUUUACAUGUUGGAACCAGAGUCUGACACAGAGCAGGAGAAUGAAGAACCACACAUUCAAAUAAAUGCAUCUCAAAGGUAUUACUGUAAUUACAGUCUCUCCAUCCAUUCUAACUACCUGUAUUGUAGAGCAUAGUUUAGCCAUACUGCCCAUGCAUACUGGAUAUCUUUUAAAAUAUUAAUGCUACUACAAAAUAAAUGAAGUAAACAAAGCUUCACAUAAUUAAGGAGUUCACUAACUCAAGCAUCAAGAACAUCACUGAACUGGAUCCUGUGCUCCCCGAGACAAAAUUGGUAAAAACAAAACCAAGUAAUUAUAUCCAGAACAUGCAGUACAGUAUCAAACCAAUGGCCAGGAUGUCAUUAUUAACACACAAAAUUAAUGUCUAAAAUAAUCUUUGUUGUCAUUUUAGCAUUAUUUGGAGCUUUGCUGUGUCCCUGCUUUUAGUAGAGUGGAGGAACUGACCCUCAAUCAGACUAAGUCAGAAAAUCACUGGUGAAACUGGCAGAGGUUGCUGAAGCACUCAUCCUUAAGUGCUCCAAAACUGACUUAAGCCAACACUUCAAACAGACCUGAUGCUGCGGGGCGAUUCUUGUGCAUUAAUACUGCAUAAAACCCAACAUUUUCACUUGACUACUUGUAACUUCAGGAUAACUGAACUUGGACUACAAAAUUGCUGUGAAGAAAAAAAGUGUCAAAUUCACAAAACUGAUUCAUCUUGACCUUGUUUAGCAGUUCGACAGCAAAUGCAAUGACAUCAUUGACAAGAAAAACAUUGUAGCAAAUAGAGAAAAUCUAACAGACCUAAAAAUGUACCCCAAAGAGAAUAUAGAUAUCUGUACAGCACUGGGAGAGAAUAAAUGUAUAUUUUUUACACUCAUAGAAAUUCAAAGAAUGUCUAUGAUGCAUUUCAGGGCUGAAGAAGGAGAUCUCAUAUGUUAACUGUUAAAAAGAAAAUUCCCUAGAAUACAUAAAUGGAACUGGUGGCGCAGGGGUCAACACGCCCCAUGUUUGGAGGCCUUAGUCCUCGACGUGGGCGUCGCGGGUUCGACUCCUGGUCCCGGCAACCUUUGCCCCAUGUCUCCCUCCCUCACCCUUCGACCUCCUUCCUGUAUGCCUACUGUCAAAAAUACGAGCCACUGGCGCUGCAAAAACUCUUCAGAGAAAAAAAAUAAAUGUAACUUCACUUUCCUCUGAAUUUGUGUAAGUAUAGCAAUGUCUCCAGAAACUUUUUAAGUAGUGACUCAUAACUGCAAACUUCCAAGAGGUAUGACUAUGAUUUGCAACACCAUUUCUACCAGCCAGCCUUGUGUGAUGGAUGCAGCACCUAGUUGCUACCUGGACUCUUGUCACUAAACUUCUUUCUCACUAAAACAUUGUCAAUCUUUCUUUCAGGUUGGAAGAAGGUUUUCCAUUUUUAGGUGCUGGACUUAACAUUUUGAACAGGUUUGAGAAGAGUUGGUUUCUGCUCCAUAAGAGAACCAAAGCCUGUACCCAGGCAGCAGAGGAGCUGAUUGCCAUGAGCCCCAGAGUGUUUAACACCUGUAAUUGGACAGGGAUGGAUUGGUUCCGGUGGCUAUGACCCAGUUUAACACACAGAUCCAAGAGCAACACCAUAGCGAGUCUCAAUCGGCCAGUCAUCAUGGGCCAGAAGACUUUGGUGAUCUCUGAAAACUGAUUCCCCCCCAAUUCUCUCAUUUUCAACAUCUUUCAUCAAUGCCAAUGCAUCCAUCACGCAGCAUUAGAACUGUACAGGAAUUAUGUUGAAUGUUUCAUAUCCUGACAUAAUUUAUCUGUUAGUCGGUGCUAUGGUGGUCAGGAUGUGCUGUGGUGGUGCAGGGGUUAAGCACUACCCACAUAUGGAGACAUUAGUCCUCAAUGCGACCGUCUGGAUGUCACAGUCUGUGGAUGGUGACAUAGUGAUGCUGUCAGCACACUGGGAGAGGAGAAAAGCUGCUCUGACACACCUACAGGAACAACUGCAAACCCUACCAGAUUUCAUCACCGAACUUGAUGCCAUUACUGCCAACAUAGCUCAACUAGAAGGUGAAUUUGCAGAGAUGGAGAGCAGACUGCUGCAUCUGGAAACUCUGUGUUGUCAGUGUGAGCAACAGACUGUAAAGAAUCAUCAUAAGAAUCAACUUGAAGAAUAUAAAAAGAAGAAAAGGAAGGAAGCAGAUUUCCUGGAAGCUGAAUUGAAGUGUGAGCAUGCUCAGAGAGUGGCAGAAAUGGAGCUGGUUAUGCAGCAGAAGCUGCGAGAGCGACAGAAGGUCUACGAGGAAGCCUUCAACCAAGACGUGGAGAAUUAUCUGUCCACUGGAUGCCUACAGGGCAAAGAGUCUGCAGGGGUCGAUGUGGCUGUUCUGGAUCAGAUGACAUUGAUUAACUUAGCAGACCUGGAGGCCCUGGAUGAUUUUCUUAAUUCCACUGGUGAAGAUUCCAGUUGUGAAUCCUCUCUGACAUCAGGUCCAGACCUCAAUUCUUCCUCUCUGGAGUCCUUGAAUCAAGCUCCUCACGUAAACAGCAGUCAGUCAGACCAGGCUGCAGGGGGGCAGCAGGAGGAGCCACUGGUUCAGUCAGAUGAGGAGGAUGUCCAAGCAGACAUGUCCCUGGCUGCUGUGCAGGAUGUUGGCACUGAGUGGGACUCUGAUGAGAGCGAUGGAGCAGAUCCACUAAUGGAAAAACCUCAGAAUUAAAGAGUUGCAGCUCAGUAAUCAGUAAAAUAAUUUUGUUCCCGUAAACCCAGGCAUUCAACUCCAGUCUUCAACAGCUACAGUCCCUCAUGUUUCUGUGUCCCUGCUCUAACGCAGCUGAUUCAGAUAACUGGGUUAGCUCCUUUGGGAAGGACUGAUUAAAAUGUUAAAGGAAUAUUAAAACCUGUAUAAUAAUCUACUAAUUUGAGAACAGAGAGACUUGAAAGAUUUUACAGCUGUUAAAGAAAUGCUAUGGAGUGAAUUCCAGACAGUUAAAAUUGAUUGACUUUGGACUCCUGCAGGCCAGGAGACUAAUAUCUCUAUACUGGAGAAAAAUGGACGUACCUUCAAAUCACAUGUGGGUGAAGGAGAUGACAUCGUGUGGCUCUGGAGCGACUCACUUGCAUUGUCAGAGGAAAAGGAGCGAAAUUUGAAGAAACAUGGUCACUAUUGAUCGAGUUUCUGAAACACUACAAAGGACAUUAAGAGAACUAUGCAGAGAUUGCUGAGUUUUUGUUUUUUUUUUAAUCAUUAUCAGUGUUUGUUUGCUUUGAGGACUAAAUUACUUAAUAAGAAUCUAUUGAGUGUAUCACCAUUACUUGUUUUUUUUGGUCUUAUUCUGUUAUAAAAAUUCAAUAAAUUUGGAUCAUUUAAAAAAAAAAGCUAUGGUGUGGACCU
Poeciliopsis prolifica (blackstripe livebearer) is the source of this 4113-nucleotide messenger RNA. Its product is annotated as dysbindin-A-like. The record is from RefSeq and is a predicted model, not a curated record. Bases 2503 to 3438 code for a protein of 311 amino acids. The transcript is spliced from 9 exons. Gene Ontology annotation, biological process: neuron projection development; anterograde synaptic vesicle transport; platelet dense granule organization. Gene Ontology annotation, cellular component: cytoplasm; synaptic vesicle membrane; BLOC-1 complex. Lineage: Eukaryota; Metazoa; Chordata; Actinopteri; Cyprinodontiformes; Poeciliidae.